Messenger RNA from Triplophysa dalaica, 987 nucleotides. RefSeq names its product synaptonemal complex central element protein 2 (gene syce2). Gene Ontology annotation, biological process: synaptonemal complex assembly. Gene Ontology annotation, cellular component: central element. The record is from RefSeq and is a predicted model, not a curated record. The transcript is spliced from 5 exons. NCBI's taxonomy places the organism in Eukaryota, Metazoa, Chordata, Actinopteri, Cypriniformes, Nemacheilidae. Bases 161 to 727 code for a protein of 188 amino acids.
GUAAAUUACAUGCUUUGAAUACCAGGAUACAUGACAAUCACCGCAGUUUACCGAGAAGCGUGCUCACGCGCGGUGCAGGUCACGCGCAUCAUUCGAGGGAUCAGGGAGGGAUCUAGUAGAUGUGUGAGGAGCCAAAUGUGAAAUACCUCCAAUAAACGCCAUGGCUCAGCAGCUUUUUGGAAGUUCGGGGUCCAUAAUAUUACAUUCAACACCCAAAACCGAUCAACACCAUGCAUCAGCAAAGGUGUCAGAUGAGGGGCAUACCUCAACAGGUGAAACAUCAUCAUUUGUAAACCUGGAUGAGAGUAUCGAACAACAGAGUGAGGACUCCGGUAUCUGUGUUUCAAAAUCCUCAACUAAAAGCUCACCGGACCACAGCUCUGUGGAAGAUGGUAGCAGCAUACUGUCUCCCACAAAUUCAAGAAUAGAGGAUAUUGGAAAGCGAGCACAGGAUCUUAUCGAGAGGAUCAAUGAACGUCGGGCCAUGGACCAACAUGUGAUGAACAGCUUUGAGGAGGAACUCACGAAAAAGGUGAGUGAGAUGUGUCAGCAGGUGAGGGAGCAGAUGUUUGACUAUUAUGAGCAGCAUAGUCAGGGGAUACAGGCCAUCAUCACUGAGCUGUCUGAGGUGCUGGAGAAAAGCAGUCAGCUUAGCAUGGAGCUACAGGAAGCCAGUCAAACUCUGAACGCUAUUAACAAAAACCUGCAGCACGUCACAGAGCGGUAGAUAUUCAGCAUAACACGACAGUGCUCUUUAAACGGCAAUGAUUUAAUGAGUAAACAGUUAAAAUGUUUUCUUUACAUUUAUUCUAAUAUGAUUGAUAUGUUAUUAUACAGUUCAUAGAGACAGAGAGGUUUGUUCACAUGCUUUUAUAGGUUAACAGGUUGAAAACUGAAUUGCAAAAUUGUUCCGAAUUAGAGACAGAAAUAAUUUUAUUAGCGUAAUUUACAUUAAUGUUUGUAUGUAUAAAAUAUAUUUGUUUCCAA